Messenger RNA from Caenorhabditis remanei, 441 nucleotides. RefSeq lists its product as uncharacterized. The coding region runs from base 1 to 441 and encodes 146 amino acids. NCBI's taxonomy places the organism in Eukaryota, Metazoa, Nematoda, Chromadorea, Rhabditida, Rhabditidae. The transcript is spliced from 2 exons. The record is from RefSeq and is a predicted model, not a curated record.
AUGAAGGACGCGUCUUUUGUUGCCACCACAUCAAAGAUGUAUUCGAUAAUCAAUGCGACAGGAACAUUCCUCGCCGAGAUGCCUUCUUCCGGACAGAUGCUUGUACGUCUCCCUACAUCAACAAUGCUUGAUAUUGGAGGCGUUCACAUAAGAGGUCGCUCAGACGUGCUGGAACUUAAGCCAGUAUUUGUGGCAGACCGGCUCUCAGGAUUGAAGCAUUUGGACGUCGAGAGAGUUAAAGAAGAGAUGAGAAAUUUGAAAAGGACAGUCGAUUUCUCCUUGUUUGAUGCAGCCCACGACGAAAUCGGCUACCAGAUGGAUGUGGACUCUUUCAAACAUUAUCCAAUACAAUACACUCUCAUUGUUUUGGCUGGUAUUAGUUUUUGUUGUGUGUUGUUUUUUUUUGUUCGGUGUUCCAGAAGAAGAGUGACCGCUUGGUAA